Messenger RNA from Stomoxys calcitrans (stable fly), 1665 nucleotides. RefSeq names its product sodium channel protein Nach. The transcript is spliced from 8 exons. Gene Ontology annotation, biological process: sodium ion transmembrane transport. NCBI's taxonomy places the organism in Eukaryota, Metazoa, Arthropoda, Insecta, Diptera, Muscidae. Gene Ontology annotation, cellular component: membrane. Gene Ontology annotation, molecular function: ligand-gated sodium channel activity. The record is from RefSeq and is a predicted model, not a curated record.
CUUGAUUUGCGUUUUUGGUGAACUGCUAACAGGAUGAUGCGUUUACGUGAUGUGGCUGAAGAGUAUAUGGAGAAUUCAACGCUUCAUGGAGCACGUUUCAUUGUGGACAAAGAGUUGACUUGGUUGGAGAAGUUAUUCUGGGCCUUGUGUUUGGGGGUUUCUUGGUAUGCAUCAUGGCAGUUGAUAAAGGCUUCGUUAGAAGCCUUUGAGAAUAAUGCCAUCAGUUUCGGUGUGGAAUCAAGUUAUCGUGAUUGGGAGACCAACUUCCCUGCCAUAGUGAUAUGUGAGUCGAAAAAUAUGGAUCGCAUACAAGAGGUGGCUGAGCAACUGUGGGGUGCCGAUCAUGAUUUCACCUUGGAAGAAGUUCUUAGCGAAAUUGCCUUCUUUCGUGGUGAGUCCUAUCACACUGUUCACGAGUGCGGCGGUGAAGAGCCCUCGGAGAAUUGUUUCUAUACAAAUUUUUCCUACUACGCCCAAUUGGUACGCAGCAGUUGUGACAGUACCAUCAAGAAUUGUAUGUGGAAUAAUAAACCAUUUCAAUGUUGUCGAUAUUUUCAUCGUAUGGAGACUGAAUUGGGAUUAUGUUAUGCUAUAAAUUCAUUGCAAGCGGGUAAAAAUGAAGGCCCUCGUUUAAAUUUGUGGUCAAAUCGCCAUACUGGUCCGGGAAAUCUCAAAUUGGAUAUACAUACAGAAGCUGUGGUUUUCAUUUUAGGCGAAGAGGAAGUACCUACUUUAGUCACCCCAAAAACGGACUAUCUUAUUGUAGGUCCUUACAUAUCCUUUGUACGUCACAUAGCCAAACGUGAUAUUCAGAAUGAUGAACAAAUUCGCGACACCAAAGUCUGACAACGUAAUUGUCGUUUCAAUGAUGAAAACAAUUUGGAUGUUCAUCGCUAUUACAGCUACAGUGCCUGCACUGUGCAAUGCCGCAAGGACAAACAAUUGGAAUUGUGCAACUGUUCCAGCCACUUGGCUCCCAAUACGCCAAGUCAUCAAAUGUGCAACAUGGAUGGCCUGGAGUGUCUAAAUCGCAACUAUGAGGAUUUGUCGGUAAUUAUAGCCAAAUGGUCGAAGAGUCGUCGUGGCUUGGUCUGUGAUUGUUUGCCCUCCUGCACAGAGGUGGAUAUAACCACAGCAGUGGACAGUAAAGAUAACAUUUACAGUCAAAUACCAUUCUCAAAAGUGGAAAUAGCCUUGGUGGAAUUGCCAACGGAACGUUAUAAACGGAAUUUGGUUAGAGGAAAAUUGGAUUUGGUUGUAUCCAUUGGUGGUACUACCGGCCUGUUUGUGGGUGCUAGCCUUCUAAGCUUUGUGGAAAUUGUCUACUAUGCCACCAUACGUCCUUACGGCAGCAUGAUGACCAAAAAACGCCUUCUUCGACAGCAACUUCAGCGGGACAUGUCUUAAUUGGUAAGAGAAGGCGAUUCUUAAAAAGAAAGCCAGAUACAUCGGCACUUAAACGGGGCAUAUCCUAAUUGGCGAGAUGCAGCGAUUUCCUAGCAACAAGGGAAAAGGCAUCACUUUUUUACUACGUUUUUCAGAUAUUUAGCGAGCACAGUUUGCAAUCUGUUUCAUUGUCGUUGUUGUUAACCCAAUCUAUUGCUUAUCACUUAUUAUCGCAAAAAAAUCACACAAACAAAUAAAUUAUCAUGUGCUUAGUCAGCA